AUGGUCCAAGAGCUUGCGUGGUCCAGGAGCUUCCGUGUCUGGGGAUCUCGGGCGUUUGUCCGCGACUUGUCUGCGGACAAGCUGUCCCCUCGUGCUGCUCCCUGUGUCUUCCUUGGCUUCCCCCCUGACGCUCGGAGGUGGCAGUUCUACCACCCCUCCUCUCGUCGUGUUCUGUCCUCCCAGAACGUCACGUUCGACGAGUCAGUCCCCUUCUACCGCCUCUUCCCCUACCGCACUCCUUCCCUUCCCCCGCCGCCGGACUUCCUUGUGCCGGUAGACGCAGUUGACCCGGUCGAGGUUACUGGUGACUCUGGUGCUGCUGCGGGUGCUGAGCCUGGGGGUGCUGACUCUGGGGGUGCUGUGCGCGGGGGUGCCGAGCCUGGAGGUGCUGCUACUGGGGGUGCUGAGCCUGGGGGUGCUGGGCCUGGGGGUGCUACUGCGGAGGGUGCUGAGCCUGGGGAUGCUGAGCCGGGGGGUGCUGUGACUGGAGCUGCUGAGCUAGGGGGUGCUGAGUCUGGGGGUGCUGAGUCGGGAGCUGCUGAGCCUGGGGGUGCUGAGUCUGGAGCUGCUAAGCCUGGGGUUUCUCCUGCUGCUGCGUCUCGACGGGAGCCCCUCUCUCCACAGGAGCUGCGCGAGUGGUUUGCUCGCCACUGGAGGCGUGCUGCUGGAGCUGGAGCUUCUUCGACCGUCGAGGGUACUGGUGCUGCCGGUCCCGGAGCUGCUGGGCCUGCGGGUCCUACUGGAGCUGGAGCUGCUGAGGGUGUUGGUGCUGAGACUAUUGCUGUCUGUCCUGGCGGUGGUUCUGCUGCUGGUGCUGCUGGAGGUCCUGCCGCUGGAGGUGUUGGUGGCGCUGGUGCUGCCGCUGAGGGUGCUGGUGCUGUCCCUGCUGAGUCUGGAGCUGCCGCGCGGCCUCGGCCGUACUUCGUUCCGCUCCUGCAGCAGGUUCUUGGUCUUUCUCCUCCGGUAGAGUGUCCACAGCCUGUCCAGUCGCAGUCACUGUUGGAGCCUUCCUCCCCACUGCCUGCUCCCUCUCCUUACACUGGUCCUACUGGAGGUCUCGCUGAGCGUCGUGAGCCUGCGUCUCGUCCCGCGUCGCCUGUUCGUCCUGCUCGCGCUAGUGGUCGCGGUUCGCGUCAGCGUCCUCCUCCUGUCCAUGGCAUGCACCGGAUGUCUCUGCAUCCGUCCACUGCUCCUCUGCGUGCCCCUUUGCCUUCUCCUCCUGAGUCCUCUCUUCCUGCGCUUGCCGACCCUGAGUCGGACUCCCUUCGUGCUGCCAGUCCUACUGUCACGCGUCUACUUGCUACUGUCGUCACUGACCCCUCUUUUGAGUCCACUGCUGCGUCUGCUCUUGUCGCUGAGCUCGUCGACUUUGCUGCUCGCUGUCGUCUUGACUACGCUGCUAGUCUUGUUGCUGAGUCUGCGUCUGUCUGUCCUCCGUCCGUCGGGGGUGAGUGUGCUCUUGGCACGGACGUCCUAGAGGACAGGCAGGAGGAGUUACAGUGUCUGGCUGCUGCUUCACCUCAUCUCGCGUCUGUACUGCUUGCUCCUGAGGGAGACCCGGAUGCACUAGACAUCCCGACUCCGCGCUCUUACGCGGAGGCCGUAGAGGGUCCCUACUCCUCUCAGUGGCAGGCAGCUAUGGAUGCAGAGAUGGCUUCCUGGAAGUCCACAGGCACCUACGUUGACGCGGUUCCCUCUCCUGGGGCGAACAUCGUCAGUGGCAUGUGGAUCUUCAGGGUGAAGCGGCCGCCGGGCUCUCCACCUGUCUUCAAGGCGCGGUACGUCGCUUGUGGCAUCAGUCAGCGGCAGGGAGUUGACUACUUUCAGACCUUCUCUCCCACCCCGAAGAUGACCACUCUUCGGGUACUACUGCACAUAGCCGCUCAGCGCGACUACGAGCUUCACUCUCUCGACUUCAGCACUGCGUUCUUGCAGGGUAGCCUGCACGAGGAGAUCUGGCUGCGCCGUCCACCUGGCUUCACUGGGACUUUCCCUCCUGGCACCCAGUGGAGCCUCCGACGGCCAGUCUACGGUCUCCGCCAGGCACCGCGUGAGUGGCACGACACACUGAGGACUACGCUUGCGCCUCUUGGGUUUGCUCCUUCUACUGCUGACCCGUCGCUGUUUCUGCGCACCGACACUUAA
Messenger RNA from Closterium sp. NIES-65, 2145 nucleotides. NCBI's taxonomy places the organism in Eukaryota, Viridiplantae, Streptophyta, Zygnematophyceae, Desmidiales, Closteriaceae. The record is from the annotation of a GenBank genome assembly.